Molecule: messenger RNA, 2286 nt
Organism: Saccharomycopsis crataegensis
Lineage: Eukaryota; Fungi; Ascomycota; Saccharomycetes; Ascoideales; Saccharomycopsidaceae
Product: Zn(II)2Cys6 transcription factor
Exons: 1
Coding region: 1-2286 (761 amino acids)
Biological process (GO): regulation of DNA-templated transcription; DNA-templated transcription
Molecular function (GO): zinc ion binding; DNA binding; DNA-binding transcription factor activity, RNA polymerase II-specific
Source: RefSeq, a predicted model, not a curated record
AUGUUACCGAGUGAUGCAUACCUCAAAAAAGAGAAAAAAAGAAGAACGAAAAGAGCGUGUGAUUUCUGCAAUUUGAAAAGGUCAAGGUGUGAUGGAGAGAAUCCAUGCUCUCACUGUGUUCUAAUAAACAAGCCGUGCACAUAUCUCCGCGCCGAAAAGAAAAGAGGUCGUGCCUCUGAAAAAUAUCCAAAGAAUCCGAAACGAAGAAAAGAUUGCCGCCAAAAGGAUGUUGAUGAAUAUGAUGAAUAUAAACCAGAUGAGAUAAUAACUGCUAGCCCGGUGCUUGAAUCCAAUGUGACUGAAAUAGAGAAAACAUUAGUGCCUACUAAUGUGCAUAAUAUGUCAACCAGCCAGCUGGAGAAUCUAGAUGGACUACACUAUCACCUGUUAACCAAAAAGAACUUAAUAUCAGCUGAUUAUAAGUGGCCAAAUGAGACUAUAUCUCUGCCUUCAAACAGCAGCCGUGAGAAGACAGUUUUAAUAGAACCACAUAGUCCAUUUUCGACACCCGAAGAACAUGGAAAAGGAUUGAUUUAUCAACAUCAAUACCGGCCGUAUAAUUCCCCCGAGUUAAUUUCAUCCGAGUAUGCCUUAAACUUUAACCAUUAUAUUUUUCUGAUCGACGCAAAUGCUUUCAAAUCCCCCACUUUUUUGAAAACUCAGCAUAAUUAUUCGUUGAUUGAUAAUAUCAAUCUAGACUCCAUAACGCAUUCUGCUUUCAAUGGGGUUAGAUACGUGCUUUUAUUGAAAGUUUUACCGUACUUACAACAGGUGAAUUUACCGGGAAAUGUGGCUAGUGACGUAUUAGAAUACUAUUUUGAUAACUAUGUUUCACCCUCGUGCAAAAUCAGUUCAAUAUUAAGGAAGAAAACGUUUUUGACGUUGGUGAAUCCAGUAUUGAGUGCCGAGGAACAACCUCACGUUAGAAACACUGGAGAGGCAUUGAUUUUGACAAUUCUUACUACUGCAGUGUUUGAUAUCAGUCAUUUCUUCAUGACUGGCCACAAAAGGAAAAUGUUGUUUGGCAAGUUGAUUCAAAUUAUUAAAGGCUUGAUACAAAUCAGCAGCACAGAUGAAGAUGAAAUCAUAGACGGGACAUUCGAUGAUAUUGUAACAUGCUGUCACUUGGUUUGUAUUUCACCUCUUUUAGGAAAUCCUGCAAUAAGCCAUUUAUGGUUAAGAAGAGGGGUCAGAUUAGCAAAGAAGCUACGUAUUAAUGAAGAAGACUUGUCUGACGUUUCGGAAGAAGUUAGAGAAGAAAGGAGAAGAUGCUGGUGGACAUUGUAUAUUCUUGAUAAGCAUCUAAAUAUUGCCCUUAGCACUUCCACAGUGAUAACAGAUCAAGAGUCAAAAGAUUUGUUCCAUCCUUGUGAUGACCUGAUAUACAACGACAUCACAAUAGUCAAUUUACCAUCACCUUUUGAAAAUGACAUUGACCGUGUAAAAGGCAUUCAGUUUAAUAGAGUGGGUCCUGGUGUGUUUGGUUGGCUAUUGAUGGAAAGCAUGAUUAUUGGCUCUUUAGUAUAUUAUAAAAUGUAUAUUAUGAACCAAAGAAAAAUCUCAUCAUCUUCUACUUCACCUAUAACUUCUGAUUCUAUGGGCUCUAAUGAUGACUGCUCAAUAGACUUCAGGAACCAGCUCAAAGUACAUCUUGAUAUGCUAGAGUCCAGCUUGCCAUCACUACUACAGUAUUCUAAGGUUGAUAGUAGCUAUGCCUCUUUGGUUACUUGCGUUUUAAACUCUUUACUAAACAAAGAUGUUUUCUAUUGGGAGCCAAAUGGAGCAUUGAAUGAUAACGGUACUAAUUUUGAGGAAGAUUUGGAAUGGUGCAUUAAAUACUCUGAAGCAUUCCAGGAUUUAAUUACUUCUGAUCCAGAUAUGCGGAGAUAUCCUUUUGUUAUUAGGCUUUACAUUUUCUUUGCGUGUGUUGAUGUUAUUAACCUUCUCAAUAACCUUGAUAAGGGAUUUUUGAAGUACAAAAAUUCCAAUAUUGGUGCUCUUGACAGCAAAGCUGUGAAAAUGAAGGCAGACGCAUUGGCCGUACUUUGCAAUAGGAUAAAGUCAAUGGCACAUAUAAUUGUUAGAUGCGUCGAAAGCUGCAUGUCAACGUUACCAGCAGAUUAUUUGAGGGUAAUAAGAAACAUUAUUAUGGAUGCAUUGAGAGAUAUGGAUUGUUUAUUAUUAGUCAAAGGCUUUGAGAAGCAGUUUGAUAUCAACAGGGAAAAACGGAAAAAGAUUAUUUCUGUAUAUUCUUAUGUUGUAAAUGGUGCAGGUAUCGGAUUGUGA